Exophiala dermatitidis NIH/UT8656 is the source of this 2253-nucleotide messenger RNA. RefSeq lists its product as uncharacterized. Lineage: Eukaryota; Fungi; Ascomycota; Eurotiomycetes; Chaetothyriales; Herpotrichiellaceae. Gene Ontology annotation, molecular function: clathrin binding. The transcript has 5 exons. The record is from RefSeq and is a predicted model, not a curated record. Gene Ontology annotation, biological process: vesicle-mediated transport; intracellular protein transport. Gene Ontology annotation, cellular component: membrane coat. The coding region runs from base 1 to 2253 and encodes 750 amino acids.
AUGGCCAUGAACAGGGUACGGAGCGCAUUUGCGCCUCCCAAGAAGGGAGAAACCUUCGAGCUGCGGGCCGGACUUGUAUCCCAAUAUGCCUACGAACGAAAGGAAGCGAUCCAAAAGACCAUCAUGGCCAUGACACUGGGGAAAGAUGUGUCAGCGCUAUUUCCCGACGUCCUGAAGAACAUUGCCACGUCAGACCUCGACCAAAAGAAGUUGGUAUAUCUAUACUUGAUGAACUACGCAAAGUCCCAUCCAGACCUCUGCAUUCUCGCCGUCAAUACCUUUGUCCAGGACUCCGAAGACCCGAACCCCUUGAUCCGAGCCCUCGCAAUUCGAACAAUGGGAUGUAUAAGAGUGGACAAAAUGAUCGAUUACAUGGAGGAACCAUUGCGGAAGACCUUACGGGAUGAAUCGCCCUAUGUGCGCAAGACCGCCGCAAUCUGUGUCGCGAAACUGUUCGACCUGGCCCCGGCAAUGUGCCUGGAAAACGGAUUUUUGGAAACGCUCCAAGAACUCAUUGGCGACCCCAACCCUAUGGUGGUUGCUAACUCGGUGCAAGCGCUAGCCGAGAUCAACGAAUCCGCUCCCGAAACCAAAGCGCUCCAGAUCACCCCGAACACCCUGAAGAAGUUGCUCAUGGCCCUCAACGAAUGCACGGAAUGGGGCCGGGUCACGAUAUUGAGCACGCUGGCCGAGUACAAAGCACAAGAUGUGAAAGAAGCUGAACAUAUUUGCGAGAGGGUCGCCCCUCAAUUUCAGCAUGUCAAUUCCAGCGUCGUUCUUUCGGCAGUCAAGGCCGUUUUCUUGCAUAUGAAAUAUCUCCCUGCGGAAACACAGAGGUCUUACCUGAAGAAAAUGGCUCCGCCGCUCGUCACGCUUGUGUCCUCGGCACCCGAAGUGCAGUACGUUGCUCUACGAAACAUUGACCUUCUCCUCCAAAAACAACCCGAGAUCCUCAGCAAGGAAAUCAGGGUGUUUUUCUGCAAAUAUAACGACCCUCCUUACGUCAAAUUCCAGAAGCUCGAAAUCAUGGUCCGCAUAGCCAACGAGACCAACGUCGAUCAACUGCUGGCCGAACUCAAAGAAUAUGCAUUGGAAGUGGACAUGGACUUGGUACGGCGCGCAGUCAAAGCAAUAGGACAAGUUGCUGUCAAGAUUGAGAGCGCUAGCGAGCGAUGUGUCAACGCGCUCCUGGAUUUGAUCAACACAAAAGUAAACUAUGUUGUACAGGAAGUCAUUGUGGUGAUCAAAGAUAUCUUCCGCAAAUACCCCGGUUAUGAGGGUAUCAUCCCUACUCUUUGCAAAUGCAUAGACGAGCUGGACGAGCCUAAUGCUAGGGCGUCACUCAUUUGGAUCGUGGGAGAAUACGCCGAAAAAAUCAGCAAUGCCGGGGACAUCUUGGGUGGAUUUGUCGAUGGCUUUGCGGAAGAGUUCACACAGACUCAGCUACAGAUCCUCACAGCGGUGGUGAAGUUGUUCCUGAAACGGCCACAGGCUGCCCAAGGACUCGUCCAAAAGGUUCUGAAUGCCGCAACCGCCGAAAGUGACAAUCCCGAUAUCCGUGAUCGAGCAUACAUUUACUGGCGGCUCCUAUCCAACACCAGCGACCCGAACGCUCCUAAAAACGUCAUCCUUUCCGAAAAACCGCCAAUUACGAGCACGAUCCAGUCACUACCACCUGCACUGCUUGAUAGACUACUUACCGAGCUCUCGACGCUGGCGUCAGUCUAUCACAAGCCGCCGGAGCAAUUCGUUGGCCAAGGUCGCUUUGGCGCUGACGCCGUUCAACGAGCAGCCAUCGAAGAACAGAUGCAAAAUGCGAAAGAAAACCCUCUGGCUGCAGCUGCAGCGGCCGCGGCGGUGCAGGGAAAGGCCCCCGAACCGCAAAACAACAUCGAGAAUCUGCUCGAUAUCGACUUUGACGGAUCGGCACCCGCAUCCUCCACUGAACAACCUACAAACGGACUCUCAGGUCUGGAAGGUUUGGCCGGCACACCACAGCGGGUGGAAUCUCCGUCGGUGGGCGAACCUGCUGCCGCAAACAACAUGGACGAUCUAUUGGGGGUGUUUGGCAAUACGGGAUCGUCUACCACAACGGCCGCGAGUGGUUCCGGGUUCGGUGGACUCGCCGAUAACGACCUCAUGAAUGGAUUUGCAUCCAUGGAUCUGUCAUCGUCGCAACCUCCACCACCGAAACAGCAAUUGGAUGAAGCGAGUGGUAAGAAGACAAAUGAUGAUCUCUUGUCUCUAUUUUAG